CCCGCCUCUUCUCUCUUUUCUCCUCUCUCAAAAGUUUCUCUCUCCGUUUUAAUGCCGGACUGAGAUUUCGGAUCUCAACUAAACAUCAUCAAGAGUGUCAGCGAUGUUAGGACGAGAGGAAGAUCUGCACGUCCGAACGAUGAGCGGGAGAGGGAGUUUAGGCUCCACAAGUCACCGGAGUAGUUUACCCGGAGCUUCCAGAAGCUUCAGAGACGUCUUCGCUCCUCAGGCGACGGACGAGGUUUUCGGGAGUAGUAAACGGAGAGACGAGGAUGACGUGGAGCUCCGGUGGGCGGCGAUAGAGAGAUUACCGACGUAUGAUAGGCUGAGGAAAGGGAUGUUGCCGCAAGAAGCGACGGUCAACGGGAAGAAUAGGCUUGAAGAAGUUGACUUAACGAAUCUAGAACCUAAGGAGAAGAAACAUCUCAUGGAGAUGAUUUUUAAGUUCGUUGAGGAAGAUAACGAGAAGUUUCUUCGUCGAUUGAGGGAGAGAACAGACAGAGUGGGGAUUGAAGUUCCAAAGAUUGAAGUAAGAUAUGAGAACAUAUCAGUGGAAGGAGAUGUACGUAGUGCAAGCAGAGCUCUUCCUACUCUCUUCAACGUCACACUGAAUACACUUGAGAGUAUUCUUGGAAUGUUCCACCUUCUUCCAUCUAAAAAGAGGAAGAUUCAGAUACUAAAAAACAUCAGUGGCAUUGUCAAACCAUCAAGGAUGACCUUACUACUUGGUCCACCAAGUUCAGGGAAAACAACUUUGUUACAAGCCUUGGCUGGAAAGCUAGAUGACACCCUCCAAAUGUCAGGGAAGAUAACUUACUGUGGUCAUGAGUUCCGAGAGUUUGUUCCUCAAAAGACAUGUGCAUACAUUAGUCAACAUGACCUUCACUUUGGAGAAAUGACUGUAAGAGAGACACUGGAUUUUUCUGGACGCUGUCUAGGUGUUGGGACACGGUACCAGCUGCUCACUGAGCUCUCAAGGAGGGAGAGAGAAGCUGGUAUAAAGCCAGACCCUGAAAUUGAUGCAUUCAUGAAAUCUAUUGCUAUAUCAGGGCAAGAAACUAGUUUGGUUACUGAUUAUGUACUUAAGAUACUUGGUCUUGACAUUUGUGCUGACAUACUUGUUGGUGAUGUGAUGAGACGAGGUGUUUCUGGUGGACAAAAGAAGCGUCUAACAACAGGAGAAAUGUUGGUAGGACCAGCAACAGCUCUUUUCAUGGAUGAAAUCUCAACAGGGUUGGAUAGUUCCACAACCUUCCAAAUCUGCAAGUUCAUGAGGCAACUAGUUCAUAUCUCAGAUGUUACAAUGAUCAUUUCUCUUUUGCAACCUGCACCGGAGACAUUCGAGCUUUUCGACGACAUCAUCCUGCUCUCAGAGGGCCACAUUGUCUACCAGGGCCCAAGGGAGAAUGUUCUUGAGUUCUUUGAGUACAUGGGGUUCCAGUGUCCCGAAAGGAAAGGUGUUGCAGACUUUCUACAAGAAGUCACCUCUAAGAAGGACCAAGAACAGUAUUGGAACAGGAGAGAUCAACCUUACAGCUAUGUCUCAGUGGAUAACUUCUCAAACGGCUUUAAGUCUUUUCACACAGGACAAGAACUCGCUUCAGAGAUCAGAACUCCUUAUGACAAAUCUAAAACCCAUCCUGCUGCUUUAGUGACACAAAAGUAUGGUAUAUCAAACUGGGAGCUCUUCAAAGCAUGCUUGGAUAGAGAAUGGCUUCUUAUGAAACGAAACUCCUUUGUGUAUGUGUUCAAGACCGUCCAGAUUACAAUCAUGUCCUUGAUCACCAUGACGGUAUAUCUCAGGACAGAGAUGCAUGUAGGCACAGUCCAAGAUGGUCAAAAGUUUUAUGGUGCUCUCUUUUUCAGCUUGAUCAAUGUAAUGUUUAAUGGUAUGGCUGAACUAGCAUUCACAGUGAUGAGGCUCCCUGUUUUCUACAAGCAGAGGGACUUCUUGUUCUAUCCUCCAUGGGCUUUUGCCUUACCAGCUUGGCUUCUAAAGAUUCCAUUGUCUCUUAUUGAGUCAGGAAUAUGGAUUGUUCUUACAUACUACACUGUAGGUUUUGCUCCUGCUGCUUCCAGGUUUUUCCGACAGUUGUUGGCAUACUUCUGUGUGAACCAGAUGGCACUUUCCUUGUUUAGAUUCCUUGGAGCUGUUGGAAGAACAGAAGUUGUCUCCAACUCUGUUGGAACCUUCACAUUGCUCAUUGUUUUUACUCUUGGAGGCUUCAUUAUUGCUAAAGAUGAUAUCCCACCAUGGAUGACUUGGGCUUAUUACAUAUCCCCUAUGAUGUAUGGACAAACUGCUAUUGUUAUGAAUGAGUUUCUCGAUGAGAGAUGGGGAGCUCCCAACACUGAUACCCGAAUUGACGCGAAAACUGUUGGAGAAGUCCUUCUGAAGAGCCGAGGCUUCUUUACAGAGCCAUACUGGUUUUGGAUCUGUAUUGUGGCGCUUCUUGGUUUCUCUUUGUUGUUCAAUCUCUUUUACAUCAUAGCAUUGAUGUAUUUGAACCCUCUUGGUGACUCUAAAGCUACAGUUGUGGAAGAAGGGAAAGAAAAACAGAAAAGGAACAGCCGUGGAACAGAAGAUUCUCUUGUGGAACUCAGUAACCGUUCAAGUAAUGGACCAAAGAGAGGAAUGGUUUUACCUUUUCAACCACUUUCUCUUGCAUUUCAAAAUGUGAACUACUACGUAGACAUGCCUGCAGAAAUGAAGGCUCAAGGGAUUGAAGGAGAUCGUCUCCAGUUACUAAGAGACGUUGGUGGAGCUUUCAGACCAGGCAUAUUGACUGCAUUGGUUGGUGUUAGUGGUGCAGGUAAGACAACCUUAAUGGAUGUCUUGGCAGGAAGGAAAACAGGAGGAUACGUGGAAGGGAGUAUUAGCAUAUCUGGCUACACAAAGAACCAAUCAACAUUUGCUAGAGUCUCUGGUUACUGUGAACAGAAUGAUAUCCAUUCACCACAUGUUACAGUUUAUGAAUCCCUCAUCUACUCAGCCUGGCUUCGCCUUUCCGCAGAUAUAGAUGCCAAAACAAGAGAGAUGUUUGUUGAAGAAGUGAUGGAGUUGGUGGAGCUAAAACCACUUAGAAACUCUAUAGUUGGACUCCCUGGAGUUGAUGGUCUUUCAACAGAACAGAGGAAGAGGCUUACUAUUGCAGUUGAAUUGGUUGCUAACCCUUCUAUAAUCUUCAUGGACGAGCCUACAUCUGGUCUUGAUGCAAGAGCUGCUGCUAUUGUUAUGCGUACUGUUAGAAACACUGUUGAUACAGGAAGAACUGUUGUUUGUACCAUUCACCAGCCUAGCAUCGACAUUUUUGAAUCUUUUGAUGAGCUUCUGUUGAUGAAACGUGGAGGUCAAGUUAUAUAUGCUGGAAGUCUUGGACAUCACUCACAAAAACUUGUUGAAUACUUUGAGGCUGUUGAAGGGGUUCCAAAGAUCAAGGACGGAUACAAUCCUGCAACAUGGAUGCUUGAUGUCACUACUCCUUCAAUGGAGUCACAAUUGAGUUUGGAUUUUGCUCAACUAUUCACCAACUCCUCUCUUUAUCGGAGAAACCAAGAACUCAUCAAAGAGCUUAGUACUCCACCACCAGGAUCCAAUGAUCUCUACUUCCCAACUAAGUAUUCGCAACCGUUUUUGACUCAAAUCAAAGCUUGCUUCUGGAAACAGUACUGGUCUAACUGGAGAUAUCCUCAGUACAAUGCCAUCCGGUUUCUCAUGACAGUAGUCAUUGGUGUUAUGUUUGGUUUGAUUUUCUGGCAAACAGGAACGAAAAUUGAGAAAGAGCAAGAUCUUAAUAACUUCUUUGGAGCCAUGUACGCUGCAAUACUUUUCCUUGGUGCCACCAAUGCUGCAACAGUUCAACCAGCAAUAGCCAUUGAGAGAACUGUGUUCUACCGUGAGAAGGCAGCUGGAAUGUACUCAGCUAUCCCCUAUGCAAUCUCUCAGGUGGCGGUGGAAAUCAUGUACAACACGAUACAAACAGCAGUCUACACGCUAAUACUUUACUCCAUGAUUGGAUAUGAUUGGACUGUGGCCAAGUUCUUAUGGUUUUACUAUUACAUGUUAACAAGCUUCAUCUACUUCACACUAUACGGUAUGAUGCUUGUCGCCUUGACACCAAACUACCAAAUCGCUGGCAUCUGCAUGUCUUUCUUCCUUAGUCUCUGGAAUCUCUUCUCCGGUUUCCUCAUACCAAGACCGCAAAUACCGAUAUGGUGGAGAUGGUACUAUUGGGCAACACCAGUGGCUUGGACGUUGUACGGAAUUAUAACAUCUCAAGUAGGAGACAAAGAUUCAAUAGUGCAGAUCGCUGGCGUGGGAGACAUGAGCCUCAAGACGUUGAUGAAAGAUGGGUUCGGGUUCGAACAUGACUUCUUACCAGUUGUAGCUGCUGCCCACAUCGGGUGGAUACUGCUCUUUGUCUUUGUGUUCGCUUAUGGUAUCAAGUUCCUCAACUUUCAAAGAAGGUGAUGAAGGAGAGAAGAAGAACCUGUUUGUAUGUAGAAAAUAGUGUUUUUGGAUGUUGUUGAAUUUCAUGUAAAUUUUCUUCUUUUAUUAUAUUGGUUUUUAAUAACAGCUUACGUAUCCAAAAUUAUGGUUUUGAUAUAAAAUAUUAUUUGUUUCUUUGAAAAAUAUGUACUACCAUUGGUAUUCUUGAUAUUUAUGUAAUGAUUCUCAUGAUAUAUGUAUACGUUCUUGAUA
Messenger RNA from Eruca vesicaria subsp. sativa (arugula), 4702 nucleotides. The record is from the annotation of a GenBank genome assembly. Lineage: Eukaryota; Viridiplantae; Streptophyta; Magnoliopsida; Brassicales; Brassicaceae.